AAAGGUUAAUGGUGAGGAAUACACUAUGAAUUCUGGGAAAUGUAGUGCACUAUAAGGUUGGCGGGAGAUGAAGUUCCCCUCCCACUUCCGUCAUGUUACAGAAGCACUUCCUUGUUCUGUCUUUCUGGUGGAAGGUUUCUCUGCUGUUUCCAGCCACAAACAAUAUGGCUUUAUAUAAGAUGAAACUUCUCCAAAGAAUUUCCCCCCCAAGAAGUUUGCUUGCUAAAUGCUACUGGUGUCAUCAGCAGUGCCAUCUUCCUUCACUUGAGAAGAGUGCUACUCAUUUGGCAGAACUGAAUAUCUUUCAGCACAACUGUUUCUGGAAUAGAUUUACAUCUAGUUCAGUAUUUCAUAACUGUUCAAGGAGGUAUCACCAGGCCUCAGGAAGCCUAUGGAAUCAUGAAGCCCUGAAAAAGUACUUAGAAACUGUAAGCCAAGAAUAUCAAAGUAUUGGUCUGUUGUUAGAUGAUUGCACAAUAAAUGAACCCAGAAGAAGAGAUCUUAGUAAAAGACAUGCUGAAUUGUCCCCACUGGCUGUGUUAUUUAGAGAUAUACAAGAAGCAAACAAAGAAAUGCAGGAUUUGGAGGCACUGUGUGCAAAGCUCCACAGUUCAGAAGAGAAAGCACUCCUUGAACUUGCUCUACAGGAAAAUGAAAUUAUUGACCAGAAGAUCAGUGAUCUGUAUCAAAAGCUUUUCCAGAUCUUGAUACCCAGAGAUAAAUAUGAUGAAUGUGAUGUCUUAUUAGAAGUGACAUCUGGCAGGACAACUGGAGGUGACAUUUGCCAACAAUUUACCCAAGAAGUGUUUGACAUGUACCAGAACUAUGCCGAUUACAAAUGCUGGACCUUUGAAAUUGUGAAAUAUACUCCAUCUGACUAUGGUGGGUUACACCACGCAGCUGCUCAUAUUUCUGGAGAGCAUGUCUACAGACAUUUGAAAUAUGAGGGAGGGAUUCACAGAGUACAGCGAAUCCCUGAGACUGGUUUAUCUUCAAGAAUGCAGCGAAUCCACACUGGCACCAUGUCAGUUAUAGUUCUUCCUCAGCUUGAAGAGAUAAAUAUUAAAGUAGACCCAAGAGACUUGCGUGUAGAUACAUUUCGUGCCAAAGGGGCAGGUGGACAGCAUGUUAAUAAAACAGAUAGUGCUGUACGAAUUGUACAUAUUCCCACAGGGAUAACUGUUGAGUGCCAGCAGGAACGAUCACAGCAAGUGAACAGGGAAAGAGCUAUGCAGACACUGAAAGAAAAAUUAUAUCAACAGGCCAUUGAGAGAGAACUGAGCCAGAAGCAGAGUGCAAGAAAGAUGCAGUUAGGGACAAGAUCUCAAUCAGAGAGAAUACGCACAUACAACUUCAAUCAAGACAGAGUCACUGAUCACAGAAUCUCUUAUGAAGUCCGUGACAUCAAGGAACUUUUAAGCGGCAAGGGGCUCCUGGAUGAACUAAUCAACAAAUUGUUGGAAGCUGCAGAGAAGGAAUCUCUGACUGAAUAUUUAGAAAACAAUUUUAAGUCUUCGCAAGGAGACACUUGACUGGAUUAUGAAACAAAAA
Molecule: messenger RNA, 1551 nt
Organism: Sceloporus undulatus (fence lizard)
Lineage: Eukaryota; Metazoa; Chordata; Lepidosauria; Squamata; Phrynosomatidae
Gene: MTRF1
Product: mitochondrial translation release factor 1
Exons: 10
Coding region: 93-1532 (479 amino acids)
Biological process (GO): translational termination
Molecular function (GO): translation release factor activity
Source: RefSeq, a predicted model, not a curated record